Molecule: messenger RNA, 921 nt
Organism: Rhipicephalus sanguineus (brown dog tick)
Lineage: Eukaryota; Metazoa; Arthropoda; Arachnida; Ixodida; Ixodidae
Exons: 2
Coding region: 145-834 (229 amino acids)
Source: RefSeq, a predicted model, not a curated record
CGAUUUUCUCUGUCGGUUUUGCCCUUGUUGCACUAAGACGCGUCAGAUUUUCCGCAAGCUUCCACAGUGCAAGUUGUGAAACUUUUCAAUUGGAGGUCGUGAAGAAGAGUGAAGUCGUGCGAAGCGCCUUUGUAUUCGGUGGACAUGAGCGACCCGGCACAACGAUGGAGACGCGCCGUACACGGAUUCGGAAGUCACGUGGAAAUGAGGAAAGUGGAGUUCAUGGAUAGCCUCGACAAUCGGGACUCCUGCUUCUGGUGUACUUUGGUAUCGUCUAGACUGUUGCAACUACACUGCAGGCACGUCAUAUGUGAUCUCUGCGCCGGCAAGUACGGUGUGCGCUCAGAUUACCGUGAUUUGGCUUCUUACAUCAUUAGUUGCUGCGACUAUUCGGUGGGAGGUUACAAGUUCAAGCCGGAAGACUGGUGUCCUGGUGAUAAACAGGUUCGUUGCGUCAACGCCGGCUGUGACUUCAUGGGACGUUUGAAAGACUUGAACGAACACCUGCGGAAGAGCUGCGCCAUGUACUCGACGACGUGCUCCAAGUGCGAAGAAAGAUUCGCCUACAAGGACCUGCGGAAACACUACACUGAAUGUGGCGGCAAACCGGCAGUCUUCCUAAGCGCAGUGGACGUUCGUACCUUGCUCGACAACUUCGGCGCAGCAUUCAACAAUCUCAAGCAGGCUGUGGCCUCAGCCAGACCGGACGAUAACGACGCGCUUCGGGACACAGUCAGUAUGGUGAGCGAACAGUUUGCCAGGAUUCAAGAGCAACUGGAUACGGGCGUUCCAGCUUACAUGCCAGCGAGCAGGCUCCCUCGUCCGGGUCCGUGAAGACGACUGCACGUACGGUGAUACUAUUUGCCCGAUUGCAAAUAUGAGUUAUUUGUUCAAAUAAAUUGCAUGAGCAUUUUUCAUGAA